GGUUCGAGGACCACUUCAGGAUUUAACCAGCCUUAGCUGAGGAGGCUCUGAUGACUCAGGAGGAGGUGGAGCAGUAUGCGCGCGGCUUCCUUAUGGUCUUACUGGGGACGACCAUCUUCGUCGACCGGGCAAACACUGUGCCCCUCUGUUUGUUGAGCGCUCUGGUGGACGUGACCAGGAUCCUGCGCUAUGACUGGAGUAGGGCAGCCUUGGCCACACUCUAUGGGUACAUGAGCUCAUCCUCUCGAUGCAGCGGGCAGUUGCUCGGAGGCUACUGGCGAGCUUGGGAGUUGUGGGUCUACGUCUACUUCCCAGGCUUGAGCCAGUGCUUGACGUGGAGACUCCUCUUGGCGUUCCAUUCUCCCGACGCUUCGACGUGAGGUGUGUGCGGAGACCCUGGGAGACGUUCAUAUUCUUCCGCCGCUACUUCGACACCAUCACCCCCGCAGAGAUCACUUGGCAGCCUUGGGCUCCAUUGUCAGUCGGGAUUCGGGAGUGAUUUUCCAAUACGGAGGAGAUUGCCCUCUUCAGGCUUCUAUUGGAGGGCCCUGUCUGUCGGGCCUGGUACCUGGGUGAGCGCUUCUUGCACCAGACCCUAGGUUUGUCAGAGCAGAUAGUCUCGGUUCACCCUCCUGACCAUAUGAGGGACACCGAGAGGUUCGCUCCCGAGUAGAUGGCCGAUUACACGAUCGGCUGGGACUCGAUACGCUUCAGAGGCAUAGGCGACUACACGGAGUACGUCCGGACCUACAUCAUGCGGCCUUUGAGCAGUGGCCGUCGAGCUUAGAGAGAGAGGCCUGCGGCGCCGGUAGCUAGAGCAGGAGCGGGAGCACCGAGAGUGGCUUGGGUCCGUGGCAGGAGUGGAGCUCGGAGAGGAUGGAGGGCUAGUUGGCCAGCACUGCCCACGAUGAUGACAUGCCGAGGGCAGGGUGGGGAGACCUAUCAGAUCCCCUUCGCUCCCCCUCUGGCUCAUCACGAGUUACUCGGGUUCUACGACUUGCCCCCGGCUUCUUUCGAGUACACUCGUCAGUCCCUGGAGUUGAAUGCCUCUAUGAUGGGGAUGUUACAGCGGAGCUUCAACCUGCUGGCCAUCUACAGUAUUCCGCCUCCAUUCCAGAUGUCGGCCGCAGGAUGUGCUCCAGCUGGGCCUUCUGUUCCCACUCGAGGAGGAGGGCGAGGUGGCACAGUAUUCCCCCGCACCAAAGUAGGACGCACUCAUGUCGGGAGUAGCUCUUGGGCACCAGUUCCUGAUGAUGACGAGUCCGAGGCGGAGACGGAGACGGAGACGGAGGCAGAGGCGGAGGCGGAGGCGGAGUCGUCUGAGGAGGAGACUAGAGAUGGCUCGGACUCAGAUGACGGUGUUGAUGACGAUGCUCCUGGACCUUCGUCCAGGAAGAGGACGAGGCAGACCCGUAGGCUUGAGACCACUGAUGCUGAUCUAGAUUUCUGCUGCUUUUCUUCUUUUUGUUUUGCUUGUCCUUUUGUUGGUAGCUUGAGUACCUUGUACCGCCGCAGGCAGGUUUUUGUUUUCUCCAAAACUUUGUACUUGAAAAGAUGA
Camellia sinensis is the source of this 1558-nucleotide messenger RNA. The record is from RefSeq and is a predicted model, not a curated record. Lineage: Eukaryota; Viridiplantae; Streptophyta; Magnoliopsida; Ericales; Theaceae.